AGAGAGAGAGAGAGUGAGAGAUCAAGAGAGGAAAAAGUGAGAGACUCUGACACUGAAGCUCCUUUUGGCCUCCUGCUCGGUGUGUUUGUGGUCUGCAGCCUGGCUCUGCUGGGCCUCCUCACAUUCGUCUCCUGGAAGCUGUGCUGGGUGCCUUGGCGGACUAAGGCCCACUUCCCCAGUCCGUCGCUCACCCCGGCCUGCGGCCCGCACCACUGCCCGUUCCCACCGCCUCCCCCGUCGCCCAGCUCCCAGCAGCCGGCAGUCACCAUGGCGACCGAGAAGGUGAAGGACCCCGUGGGCUCGAUGGGCUUCCUGGAGGCUGCAGUGAAGAUAAGCCAUACAUCUCCUGACAUCCCCACUGAUGUGCAGCUCUCCAUGAGGGAGCACUUCCUGCGCCGCACGCAACGCAUGCAGAGACAAGCCACCGAGCCAACUUCCUCCACUCGGCACAAUUCAUUCAAAAGACACCUGCCCAGGCAGAUGCAGGUCGGAAGUCUCGACCUGGGAAAUGACUUCAUGAUGGACAAAGAGGAAAAGCCCACCAGCAUCGGCCGCAUCCAGCCGGAGCUCUACCAACAGAAGGCCCAGGAAUCGGAGGAGUCGUCCAAGAACGGCAGCAGCAAAAACUGUGGCAGGAUUAACUUCUCCCUCAAGUACGACUACGAGAACGAGGCCCUCUUGGUCAACAUCCUCAAGGCACUGGACCUGCCCGCCAAGGACUUGUGCGGCACAUCCGACCCUUAUGUGAAGGUCUACCUCCUACCCGACCGCAAGAAGUUCCAGACCCGCGUCCACCGGAAAACCCUCAACCCCACGUUCAGCGAAACCUUCCAGUUCCCUGUGCCGUACGAGGAGCUGGCGAUCAGGAAGCUGCACAUGAGCGUCUUUGACUUUGAUCGGUUUUCCCGGCACGAUAUGAUCGGGGAGGUGGUGCUGGACAACUUGUUUGAGACGUCAGACCUCUCCAGGGAGACAGACAUAUGGAGGGACAUCCAAUACGCCACCAGUGAAAGUGUCGACCUUGGAGAGAUCAUGUUUUCACUAUGCUACCUGCCGACCGCCGGCAGACUCACACUGACCGUCAUCAAGUGCAGGAACCUCAAGGCCAUGGACAUCACUGGAUACUCAGAUCCCUACGUGAAAGUGUCGCUCAUAUGCGACGGGAGGCGUUUGAAAAAGAAGAAGACGAGCAUCAAGAAGAACACUCUGAAUCCCACCUACAACGAGGCCAUCAUCUUCGACAUCCCCCCCGACAGCAUGGACCACGUCAGCCUGCACAUCUCCGUCAUGGACUACGACCUGGUAGGUCACAAUGAGAUCAUUGGCGUGAUGCGGGUUGGGUGCAGUGCCGAGGGACUCAGCAGGGACCACUGGAACGAAAUGCUGGCUUAUCCACGCAAGCCCAUUGCACACUGGCACCCCCUGCUGGAGCCCAAGAAAUCCGAGAAGGAGUGGAAGGCGAGGACGGCCAGCUUCGACAGCCAAGGCUCCUGCCCCUCGCCCCGGCCCCCCGCCAGCCCCUGAGCAGAGCCACCUGUGACCCGGCCGCCCAGAAGGGGGUUUCCUCCCUCCUGCUGAUCCACGUCCUGUCUGUCUGAUUGAGGAGAAACACAACCCCACUGUCUCUCUCCCUCUCUCUCUCUCUCUCUCUCUCCUUCUCUGUCCUCCGUCCCUCGAGUCUAGUCCCGGAGCACUCUCCCCAGAACUGAUCUAGGACCACCGUCAGCCGGCUAAGUUGUGUGAAGCACUUCGUCUUUUCAGGGUUUUAGGGUCUCUGAUUUGAGACGUGGGCCUCGUCGUGACCCGCGUCGUCCUCAGAGGAGCCUGGCUGGACAUUUGAUAUUGAGCCGUCCGGGGCCCGAGCAGAUCUCAGAGACUUUCCACACGCCGAGUGUUCAGCUGCAGAGACUCUUUGAUGGAAGAACCCAGCUGGGUGUCGCUCGCUGGGAGCAGCAGGGAGUCGGACUGAGGACACGUGUGGGGUUGAAGGACAGACUUCAAAACUCCGCGGCUCUCUCACGUGGAGUUCUCCGGUGCCGCAUUAGCAUAAAACAAUACCGAACUGUAGCAUUUUGGAACUUUUAGAUGUAAAACCGCUCCGUCAGGCAUCGUUUUGUGAAUAACACGAGUGAGGUGAUUUCCAGAGCUGCAGCUGUACUUCCAGUUUCUUCAGCGAUUAGGCUGAUCUCCGUCGUACCGAGGCCGAAAACGAAAAAACAUUCUCGUCUUGACGAUUUGACGCUUUACGCAAGCGGCCGUGACAAAACAGUUUUGCAGAAUGAAUAAGAAGAAGAAGAAAGAACUGAGGAUUAUUGUGUUGUUGUUUUUUGUUCAAAACGGCUGCAGUGUUGUUGCUGACUUCAGUUUUUUUUGUCAAUUCACAAUAUUAGACGGCUGAAUUCCCUGUUAAAGGCACAAAUAGCUCGAAGUAGAACCACAAGCUGACAAGAUUUUAAAAGAGCUGGUGGAGCUGUGGAGGUUUCACAGGGAUUGUUGUGAGCACACGUUACACACCUUUACCUCUCCUCCGUUUAGCAUUCAGAGCAAACUCACCCUUUUCUUCCAAGUGAAAACUCACACAAACACUCAUCCUUCAGACAAACACUCUUCAAAACGUACUGUGUGUGUGUGUGUGUGUGUGUGUUUCCUUUUGUCCAUACAGAAAAAGAUGUGAUGAUAGGUAUAGAUAAAAAAAAAAAGUAUAUAUAUAUAUGUAGCCUUGUUGGUGGUGAUGAUUGAGAAAAACCUAAACUCCUAAAACAUGCAACUCUCUUGAUAUUUAUCCUGUCAUUUAUCGUACUGUUGCACAGGGAGAAUCAAUCUUGAACGUGUGGUACAUGGAAUAUUUCUGAACAUAUUUGAUAUGAGGAGAAAAACGCAGCACUGCUCUUACUUCCGUUUUUUUCUUUGAUUCCUUCGAUGGAUCCCCUGGAAUCAUUUGCUCUAUUUAUGAUAAGUGUUUGUUAUAAGAUGCACAGAUCCGCUGUCGACUCAUCUGCCAAUUUUUAACUCGACAGGCAAUGAAGCCAUGAAAAAUAACUACAAAAUAAGUUUUAAAAUCUAAAACAAGCCACGGAUACGCACCAAUCGGUGCCAGUCUGGAUUUCAGUUUUCUACCUGCUUCAGUGGUUCUAUAGAACUUUGCGAUGAGAACAUUAUUUCCCUCCAGGUUCACCUCCAGUAGUAGUUUUAUCUGCUGCAGGCAACAUCAUCAUUAAAUGCCAGCGCACACAGGUGGAAAACAACAAACACCUGGGGUCGAUUAUUAAUAGAAAAACAAUGAGAGGAAAACGUUUGACAUCCCAGGAAAGACAGUAAAUCGUGUGUUCUGGUCACGUCCCCAGGAUUUGUUUUUACGAUGUGUGUUUGUGGCCAUUUGUCAGACGUUGUGAUCGAUGCCGAGCUCGUCACUUUGUAGUGUGUUGGGAUUUAUCGUGUGGGAGGAGUAACGCUGGAGUAUUGACGGACUAAUGACUUUUAGAAAAACUCAUGACUUUGUCUUAAUUAUCAUCUGUCAGAGAAAAGAAGAAAAAAAAAGAGAGUCAAGGCUGAAAUGUGGCUGAUAAAUCUUAUAUUUACACAUCUGAUCUUAACGAAUGAAGCUUUGGCUGAAUUAACUGCAACUAAUAUGCAGUUUUGCACUAAAUGUAACACAUCUGCCAUUUACUGGAUCUAGUGUGCGGUACAUUUUUUAAAUCUCAAUCAAUAUUAUCUCAUCACUGUUGCUGUUGUGCGUGAGGGAAGCUUUUGUGUAUUUAAUUUGUGUCGUGUGUUGACGUUCUGGGACAGAAGAAGAUUUCGUUUCUCUGUACCAGCCAGAGCUAAUGUGUAUAUUGUGUGUGUGGGGUUUUUUUGUAAUUAGAAUUAGAAUCAGCCAUUCGCACAAAUCUGCUCCAAAAUGAAAGAAGAUUUGCAAAUUAAACUGCAUUUCCAACCACUUCUGUUAAGUUUGAUUCAGGUAUAUGGAGAAUAACAGCUGGUGCCACUAAUUAUUAUAUUAUAGCUAUUUUCUAUUAAACCUCUGCAGAAGCACAAGGCACAUUAAGUAAAGAGCACCAGUCUAAUUUCAAAAGAAUGAGAACAGAGGAUAAAACACGGUGAAAAUGUUGCAUUUAUGUUUGUUUCAUGUUAGAUUGAGAUCAGUUUCCUGUGAGUCCAAGAUCUGAUGUUUCAUCUGCUGCUAUUUGUCAUUUCUCCAUCGAAGCGUCUGUGGAUGUUAACGUCUCAGAUUUAUUCUCUAAACCUGUUUCCAGAUUUGCUCUUUGAUACUUUUUCGAUUUUACUGAUUCACUAAAUUUUCCCAAUUCAACACAUCUUGCGAAUAUUACAUUUCCCAGUGUCUCCACUCUGUGUCUUUAUGUGCAAAUUAAAAAAUGGGUGGAUGGAAACACUUUGUAUUUAUUUACAUGCAAAUAGACAAAACACAAGCAAAGCAAAUUUAAAUCAGCUGCAAAUAUACAGACAACGCAACCAAAUUACAGAAACGAACAAAAGAGAUCAAUGAACUGAUCUGGGACCUGCUCAGAGUUCAGUUUGUGACCCUUAUUGAAGUUACUGAGGUUGGAAGUUAUUGUGAAAUUAGCUUAAAUGUAUUUAACACAGCAAGGUUCAUCACUUUAUCGUGUGUGGACUUUUCUAUGUUAUGGACUUACCUUGUUUUCCCAUUUCUGCUGCUUUAUUUUGAAACUCUCCUUGUGUCUCUCUUGCUUUACCCUCCUCUUCCUCGUCUUCCUCCUGUUUCCCACUCUUGUGAUUGUCUGCACCUGUUCCUCAUUUUGUGUCACGUGUGUUUAAUUAUGAACACAACUGUUCUGCCUCUGUCGUCUCUGUGUUUCCCUUUGUCUCAGGUUGUCUUUUGCAUUCGGCUCAUUUCAGUCCCGUUUGUUUCUUCCUGUUUUGCUGCUGGACUUUUUCUAGUGUAAUUGGAUCGUCUGUUUUCUGCCUUCCUUCAAUGACUAUAAGCGUGUUUAGUGUUUUUCCAUUGAACUCAACUUCCCCUGCCUUUGCUUCAGUGCCUGCAUUUGGGUUCUCCUCACCAGAACAUCACAUCAACCUGCAGCACGUUUCUUAAUUGCGUUGCAUUGGGAUUAAUUGCAAUCACGAAUUUCUUGAUUUGCUUUAAUUGUCUCUAUUUGCACGUGUUGAUCUCCACUGUACUCACUGUUCCUCUAUAAGCCAUUUUAAAUGUAAGAAUUAGAGCCACGUACACAGUCACCUUUUCAAUUAUUUUAAUGGUUUUCCAACAAGCUGCUUUAUUUCUAAACACAGAAAAUGUAGGUUAGGUUUUCUAUCCCCUGCUGCUUCCUGGGUCUCUUAUAAUAUAAAAGAAAACGGGUCUUAUUGAAAAGGAGGAUCCAUAUUUCUGUGAGAAACAUUAUUUUCCUCCAGUUCUCAGUUUAUGCUCCACUAGAAAUUGAUAUUUAAUCGUGUUUUCUAUAUAUUUUUUUGCUGUAAUUGGCAAACACAGAUACAAUCAGUUCAUUCAGGCCAGAAUGCGCUCCAGAGUCGAUGUGAUAUCAGGCAGGAAAAGUGCAAACUGGGUAAAACUUGUACUGAUCACGUCUUUUUAAUGUGAGGACCGUUUAUUGAACAGAAUUCAGUUUGGUGUUAUCUCAACAGCAGCAACUUUUUAAUCUGAUCUGUAACCGUGCUCUUUGGCCGUGGACUCGUCUAGACUCUGCUGCCGGGGCCUCGCUCAGCAGCAGAGGACGAGUAAAAGCACAGAACGCCAAAACUGUUACAGAACGCAGUGCAUUGAACACACUAUAUAUCACGGAGUUUGUGAAAGUGUCGUUGGCCAGACGUGGAGACGUGAAGAUGCGUUCAGCAGACCCGGCAGGAUCUGUUUUAACCAUUUCCUCCGUGGGUUUCGUUUACCCAGAGCGAGCGAGCUGUUCAGUGGCUCAGUGUGUGUGUGGGAGAGCGAGACGACAGCUGAUGAUGGGUGGACGGGUCAGCAUCCACCGCAGCAGUGGCAUUUCUCUAAUUGGCACUUGUUGUAGCGAGAGUGAGUCAGUGCAUUAUAGUUCGUGCUCGGCGUAAUCCAUCCCGGGAAUUCGAGUCACCCCCAACCACGGACGUGACGCUUUAGAGACUCGCUCUCAUUCACGCUGUUGUUGAACUUCCUCUCUUAGGUUUCUGAUACUUUAUUUAAAUGUGAAAAAAAAAUCAUCUAAACAAGUGGUUGAAAAGUCGUUUCUGUUCCACCUCUUGUUUUGAAGAAAAAGAAAAAAAAACACGUGCUUUAUGAUGGUCAUAUAUUUCUCUGAUAUGUGUGUUUUCAUCGUAGAAGAAACCUGUUGAAUCAAUUGCCUCCAUUUAUCGACUGUUUCAAAACCCUCUAGCUUUGCCUACUAUUGUGAUGUUUCUUGAUAUGAUCUCGUUUCCCCUCCUAACUGUUAUGAUAGCACUGAAUUUCCAAUUUUUUUAUUGAGCAUUUUGUAUCUGUAAUUAUAGAAAUGUUUGAGAAAAAAAAAAACAUUCUGGUUGGUGGACAUCAACGGUUAGUUAGUCUAAGACGAGUCUAUUAUGAGUUCACUUUAGAUUCUAGAUCGUUAUCAGGACUCGCAACAAGUGAGGCCGGUGUGUAAUAAAGUCAAAUGAAACAGCACAGCAGCCACGAAUCCUCGUUCUUUGGUUUCAACAAGUCUGAUGAUCAACAGCAGACCAGUUUGUUCUAUUCUCUCCCAUGCGGUGUGAUGUGUUAUCGGUUCUGUGACAGGAUUUUUCUUUUUCUUUGAUUAAAAGACUUAUGCAAAAUGAG
Molecule: messenger RNA, 6763 nt
Organism: Hippoglossus stenolepis (Pacific halibut)
Lineage: Eukaryota; Metazoa; Chordata; Actinopteri; Pleuronectiformes; Pleuronectidae
Gene: syt6a
Product: synaptotagmin VIa
Exons: 7
Biological process (GO): regulation of dopamine secretion; regulation of calcium ion-dependent exocytosis; cellular response to calcium ion
Cellular component (GO): membrane
Molecular function (GO): phosphatidylserine binding; calcium-dependent phospholipid binding; calcium ion binding
Source: RefSeq, a predicted model, not a curated record